This is a messenger RNA of Xenopus tropicalis (tropical clawed frog), 2953 nucleotides long. RefSeq names its product tensin 4 (gene tns4). The coding region runs from base 286 to 2448 and encodes 720 amino acids. Gene Ontology annotation, cellular component: focal adhesion. The record is from RefSeq and is a predicted model, not a curated record. NCBI's taxonomy places the organism in Eukaryota, Metazoa, Chordata, Amphibia, Anura, Pipidae. The transcript has 13 exons.
CUGUCUGCUCUUGCCCCCGGCCGGUGCUGAGCCACACAGUGUGGGAGGGCUCCGUUUAACUCCUCUUUGCCCAACCAAGGAAGGACUAUAGUUCAUUCCUGCCAAGCUGAGAGAGUACUGGCACUAUAGGAGUUAAACUGUGGGUGUAACUCUUUAUAUACUGGCCCUGCAUGACUUCACUGGCACAUUUUAUACCUUGAACAGUACUAGAGAGAAAGAGCUCAGCGAAGGAGAAAGGAUCCUUCUAGGCCAGUUGAAGGAUAAAGUCAACUCACCCUCAAUAACAUGUCCCAAGUGAUACCCAACCAUGUACUGCGGGUUGGUCAAACUGUCUGCAUGGCAUCCACGGAUGAUGGUGGAGUAUUCAGGCAAGGUGGGCACCCAAGAAGCAUCACUGUGACCAAUAAAUGCUCUUACUUCAGCACAGAGAGAUGUACUGGCCAGCUGCCAUUACAAUACAAUGGUCACAUUUUGCCCCCAGGGCUUUAUGGUGGGGAAAGGACCCUGGCUUCCAAUUCCAUUCACACAGUUGUGGGGAAUAUGGAUUUCAGCCCUCAGGGGGACCAGCAAUGUGUCUCCAGUGGUAACACAAGACAGAAAAGCCAACCUGAACCUGACGUUUACAAGGGAGAAGACCCUUUGUCUCCAUCUUUGGAUAUAUCCAUAGACAAUCUGAAUCAGCUGAUUUUGCAGUUGGAUCCAACUUUCCAACCCCUGCCGGUCAAAAAUGAUCCGAUGAGAAAAAAAUCAACUUGUGAUACCCCAUCUUUUCCAGAAGCAACCAAGAAAGCAAGCUCUCCAGAGAUAAAAUGCGUCGAGGUGAAUGUGAAAAGAGCCAGGUGUCAGGAGAAUAUUCAACAGACAUCGAGCCCCAUUCCAAAACACGAGGGGCUAUUAAUAUCACGAGGGACAUCUAUGGACACCUGUACGCCCAACUGCAGUCCUAUUGUCAUUGAAACCCGUCCUUGUGUCAAGGGUCUUCAGAUGCUUCAAAGACGCCCAUCAACUGGAUCCUACCAGCAGCCAACCCAGAGCGUUCCUAUUGUCUAUCAGAGAUCCAAUCAACCUGACGCCUUCAUGUCCUCAUCUUUGGGGUCAGAAACCAUUCAGUACUCAAGGCCACUUUUUCGCAAUAGUGAAACUUCUAUGAUAUCCAACAGCCCUGGGUCUGACACCAGCUAUCUGCUAGGGAGCACCCACUCGCUUCCUCAAGAUGAGUUUGAUGGCCACAGUUUCCAUGGAAGAACAUUAGAAAGUCCUUGUGGCUCUGUGGGGUCUUUUUCCAAUGUAAUGAGUCCUGGACUAAUGUCCCCUACGACGCCUGUACAUUACUUUGACCACAGUACUGAGAUCUUCAACUCAUCGCUGCCCAAGAUCCCAAACCAGAAGAUGUUUGCUACAAAAGGCAACGCCAACAGCUGUCCUCCAUCUGUUAACAGUUCCAGUAUGGAUAUACCAAUACUUUUGGUAAAUGGUUGCUUGGAGAGUGAAGACAGUCUAAGAAAAUCCUCCAGGUUGCUCCAGGGCAGAAGUUCUUCAACUUUCAACAGACCAAACAAGACCUGCUCUGAGUCCUCCAUUCAUAACUGCACAGAUAAUUCUAUCAGAGAUUCUCAGCCCGGCAUGAAAUUUGUAAUGGACACUUCCAAGCAUUGGUUCAAACCCAGCAUGACUCGGGAUCAAGCAAUUGAGUUUUUGAAGGACAAGGAACCAGGUGCUUUUAUUAUCAGAGACAGUACAUCCUACCGGGGAUCAUUUGGACUGGCCAUGAAGGUCCCUGGGAUGGCAGCUAAAACAGGAAAGGGGACAAAUGACCUUGUAAGACAUUUCCUGAUAGAGUCAUCUGCCAAGGGUGUACACUUGAAGGGGGCUUGUGAAGAACCCCAUUUUGGGAGUCUCUCUGCAUUGGUUUAUCAGCACACCAUCACCCCUCUAUCAUUACCCUGCAAAUUGGUCAUUCCAGACAGAGGUCAGUCUGAAGGGGAUAGCAGUCCAGAUUCGCCCCAGGUGCCCACGUUGCCUGACCUGAAGACAUCAUCAUCAUGCAAUGUCCUUUACUUAAACUCUGUCAGCACCGAAACCCUGACGGGUUCCAGCGCAGUCCAGAAAGCCGUAUCCACCACCUUCGAGAUGUCCAACCAGUCCGUGCCGACAAUCGUACACUUCAAAGCCACUGAGCAGGGAGUCACCCUGACGGAUGUACAGCGCAAAGUUUUUUUCCGUCGACACUACCCACUGUCAACAAUCACUUUCUGCAGUGUGGACCCUGAGCUCAGAAAGUGGCAGAAACAGUGCAGAUCUUCAAGAAUCUUUGGCUUCGUGGCAAAGAACCCGACAGAUGCAUCGGACAACGUGUGCCACAUUUUUGCCGAGUAUGACGCCAUUCAGCCAGCCUCCCCGCUAAUAAGCUUCUUAACGAACAUCAUCCAGCAGCAAGAGAAGGUGUAGCCGGCCAAUAGAAAUCUGCCUUUGGAUCACGUGUAGAUAUAUCGAUUUCCAGCUGAUGAUGGAGGAUUCUUGAUAGAAUGGUUCCGUCUGAUCAUGUCCUAAUCUCCCUAUAUGAUGCUCCACUUGGGACUGGUCUGUUUUUCUCGUCAGCUAUUGGUCGGUAUCUUCUCGCGGCCGACCUGCUGAGUCUGCACUAUUUUGCAUGGUAGGAUUUGGCUGAGGCGCUUGUUGGGUGAAAGAAUUUCCCACGUGCACUUUACACGCUUCUGGGCACGGUCAGAUGGAGCCCUGGCCCGGGAUUAGUUAAAGUAUGGAGAGUUCAGUAGGGUCUCGAGGAAAAGUCCAACUUGUAUUAUUUCAGAUCAUAUUUUGGCACUGACAGUUUAUUAGUGUUCCAGUGGAUGACAGCUUCUUGGGCUGCUCUGGGUUUGCACAUACUUGCAUCCAAAAAAGGAAAUUAUAUCCAUGUCUAUUCCAGCCUAAUGGAGUCGGACAAGGGAGAAAA